This is a messenger RNA of Cuscuta europaea, 4832 nucleotides long. Lineage: Eukaryota; Viridiplantae; Streptophyta; Magnoliopsida; Solanales; Convolvulaceae. The record is from the annotation of a GenBank genome assembly.
ACUACACAUAACAAAUACUUCUCUUCUGAAAUUUUAACUAAAACACUAGUCUACGACUCUACGGCCGUACCCUGUAAUAGGGUUUUGAUUUCCGGUGACAACUUUAGUUGUCUGGCUCAGUAGGGGAAGGGUUUGGCUCUCGUCUGAUUUGCGGCGAACAUGUAUGCUCGUUUGGAGUUUUUUUGUGCGAGGAUUGUGCUGAAUCGGUGCAGCGGCGAAUUCGAACGGAUUGGAGCGAGGAUUGGGCUGUAGCAACUCGUGGUUCGUGGGAUAGCAACAGGGGAGUGUUGCUAAGUUCCUGAUUGGGCUGAAGCAGAUCGAAAUUCCUUGAUACAUCGAAGAUCUUUGUUCAAUUGCAAUGAGCCUGAUAAGCUGGAAUUGCAGGGGCUUGGGCAAUACGGCAACGGUGCAAUGCGCGAUCGACAUAGUACAACAACAUCGUCCCUCAAUUCUAUUUUUUAUGGAAACUAAAGUACGCUGUCAAUGAGCUAAGGAUGUGCUACGUUCACAGGGGUACCUCCGGAGCUGUGGGGCGGACAGUGUCGGGCACAGUGGAGGAAUAGUGUUGGGCUGGAAUGAUGAUGUUGAGAUUACCAUUAACGACGUCCAACAAACUUACAUCGAUGCUUUGGUGAAGCUCACACCGAACGAGAGCCCUUGGAAGCUCACUUGUUUCUACGGAUAUCCAGAGACAGUUUGGCGGAGAGAGGCUUGGGACCUUUAAUUUUGAAAGAACCGGCAGACAGGAGCACUGGACCCUGGAUGGUGAUAGGGGAUUUCAAUGACAUAUUAUAUGAGUCUGAGAAGAAAGGGAGGGUUCCAAAUCAACUUUGGAGAUUACGUGGCUUUCGGGAAUGUGUUAUGGCCCGUGGUUUGAGAGAUUUUCCUUUCAUGGGUUACCAAUGGACGUGGGAAAGAGGAAAAGGAACAGAAAAUUGGGUUGAGAAAAAGCUUGACCGCAUCAUUGUCAAUGAUGAAUGGUGGAAUAGGUUUAUGGCAGCCCAAGCUUCGUCCGUAGAAGCACCCGUAAGCGAUCAUAUGGCACUUUACAUCGUUGUUCUACCAACUGUGCAUGGGAAAGUGAGGAAGAAGUUUAAAUUCGGAAAUAAAUGGCUAAAAGAAGAAGAAUGCAGGAAUGUAGUAGCUAGUAGUUGGAGUGCUGGAAGUAAUCUGUCGGUUUCAGAGAAGAUUUAUUUUUGUGGGGCCGAGUUACUUCGCUGGGACGGGUGUAGAAAAAGGGGUUUUCGACAUCAGAUUAUGGCCUGUAAAAGGAGAUUAGCAUGGCUUCGAGGCCGACAUGAUCAGAAUAGUACAAUUGAGUUUAUUAAAUUACGGGCCCAUCUUUAUACCCUUAUGGAGAAGGAGAAUGCUUACUGGAGACGGGGGGCCAAGGAAUUCUGGCUGAAGGAGGGAGAUAUAAACUCUCGUUUCUUCCACAAUGCGGUGAAACAACGCAGGAGAACGAACAAAAUUGUAGGGUUGAAAACAGCUGGAGGGGAGUGGGUCACGGAUCAGGAUAAAGUCGGGGGAAUGGUGGCCGAAUAUUUUUCUAAUAUUAUUCAGGUUGAACAGGAGGAGGAGACGAUGGAAGCUGUUUUUUCCAGAAACCGUGUAUCUGCUGGUAAGAAUAUUGAGCUCCUUCGACCCAUUCGUCCGGAAGAGGUGAAAGAGGCAGUUUUUGACAUGCAUCCCGACAAGGCUCCAGGCUCAUAUGGGAUGAAUUCGGCUUUCUUUCAGGCAUAUUGGGAUAUUGUGGGCCCCGAAGUAGUACAACUCUAUUCAGGUAUAUUUAAGGAAUUAAAUCUUAUUAACCUGGUUUUAAUUCCGAAGAAAGAUAAGCCGGAUAAUCUGGGUGACUGGAGACCUAUAGCCUGAUGCAAUGUAGUGUAUAAAAUUUUCUCAAAAGUGAUGGCUAAUCGCUUAAAAGGUAUUCUGGGUGAUUUGGUUGAUGAAAGUCAAAGUGCAUUUAUUCCUGUGCGCUCUAUAAUUGAUAAUGUAGUUGUGGCUUUCGAAACACAUCAUUAUUUGAAAAGGAAGAGUAGGGGUAAGGAAGGUUAUGUUGCUAUGAAACUGGACAUGAGUAAAGCAUAUGGUAGGGUCAGAUGGAAUUUUUUGAAGGGGUGCCUAGUUGCUUUGGGUUUUGAUGUCAGAUGGGUGAACAUGGUAAUGGAAUGUGUUUCAUCUGUCAGCUAUUAUAUACAAUUUGAUAGGGAUUUUUUGGAACCUAUUGAGCCAGGUAGAGGCCUUCGACAAGGGGAUCCGUUAUCUCCUUAUCUAUUCAUUAUGGUGGCUGAGGGUCUGAGUGCGCUGAUCCGUGAGGCGGAAUCAAGAGGGGAGGUCCAUGGAGUGGCAGUCUGCAGAGGGGCACCCAAAGUCCCACAUCUACUUUUUGCAGAUGAUAGCUUUUUAUUCUUUAAAGCAAACGGUUCUGAGUGCAAUGCCAUUAAAAACAUUUUGCAUAUCUAUGAAAAAGCUUCUGGGCAGGUCAUAAAUUAUUCGAAAUCUUCCUUGUCUUUUAGCCAGAAUGUGGGAGAACCCACUAGAGACUUCUGUUGUAAGUUCUUCGACAUUCCACGAGAGAGCGGUCAAGGGCGCUAUCUGGGACUAACAACUUUAGUGGGGAGGAAUAAAGCGGCCAUUCUGGGUUAUCUGCGGGAUCGGGUGAUGAACAGGUUAAAAAACUGGAAUAAUAAAUUCCUAUCCAGGGCAGGCUGGGCGGUUCUCAUCCGGAAUGUGGUACAGGCUCUACCUAAUUAUGCUAUGAAUGUUUUCUUGUUGUCUAAAGAUUUGUGUGAUCAAAUUGAGAAGCUCAUGAAUGCAUUCUAGUGGAAGGGCAAUAAAUUCGACCAGAAAGGAAUCCGAUGGAGUCGUUGGGAGCUCUUGUGUAAACCAAAAAAUGAAGGAGGUUUGGGGUUCCGUAGAAUCAGAGAGUUUAAUCUGGCUAUGCUGGCGAAACAGGGAUGGAGGCUAAUCACUGAACCAAGUAGCCUGAUGUGUAGGGUAAUUAAGGCGAGGUAUUACCCAAACACGGACUUUUUGAAUGCGAAAUUGGGGAAUAAUCCAUCUUUCAUAUGGAGAAGCUUUUUUUGAAACCCAAGAGAUUCUAAGGAAGAAUACCCGUCGCAGAGCAGGCAAUGGCAGGGAGGUGCAGGUCUGGGCAGAUGCGUGGCUACCGGGACAGGUUUCAGGUCGGGUUCAGUCCGCUAGACCUCCGGGGAUUAGAGACAUGAAUGUAGCAUCAUUGUGAGACCAUACAUGUAAGGCAUGGAUUAAAGAGAGAAUUUCCUUUAUUUUUGAGGCGGUAGACAGAGACAUCAUUUUGAGCAUCCCCAUUAGUAAAAAGGAUAGGCCCGACGGUUUUUGGGGGAAAGAAGAGAAACAUGGUGAGUACUCGGUAAAGAGUUGCUACAGGCAACUUACCUAUGUGGCCCCUACUAGGAAUGCAGAUUAUUGGGCUAAAUUGUGGGCCCUUGAGGUUCCAACAAAAUUUAAAUACUUCAUUUGGCAAGUUUUGGAUGGGACGCUUCCAACGGUGGAUAACCUGCAAAAAAGAGGGGUGCAACUAGUGGGCAAUUGUCAACUUUGUGAAAGGGCAACCUAAAAUCUAGAGCAUGUUUUCUGGGAUUGUGGAUAUUCCCAAGACGUGCGGCAUCACAUCGGGGUUAUUAGAGCCACGAGGGUCACCAAUGUGCAGGAAUGGAUCAGAUAUCAGCUCAGGAAUGCCACCAUGGAUCAAAAAUGCAAAUUUGUUGCUCUUCUGUGGAGUAUAUGGAAGAGACGAAAUGGUGUCAUUUGGAAGGAGUGGCAAGGAACAGAAGGAGUUAUUACAAGUGCUAUGAGCAUGAUAAAUAAUUGGAAGGGGGCACAAGGGGAAGUACCCAAGAAGGAGAGGAGGAAGCGAAGUGGUCAAAAACUGACAUGGCAAAGACCGGGAAGAGAAUUCAUUAAAAUAAAUGUGGAUGCGGCCGUUGACUCGAGUGGAAACAGAUGGGCCUGAGAAUGGGUGGCGAGAGACGAGAUGGGUGAAUUCAUUAGGGCAGGUGGAGUGUCAACAGAAGCAAGCUGGACCCCGGAGGAGACAAAGGCGGUCGGCCUGAGGGAUGCAAUGCAGGAGGCGGUACCAGCGGGCUGGCGGAAUGUGGAAUUCAAGACGGAUGCCCUCUCGGUAGUCCAUGGCAUUCGGCAGAAGAGAGGUUUGGCUUAUUUAGAUUUAAUUUUGGAUGAUAUUCGAGAAAUUAUUUCAACAAAGAGUAGUUAUAGUAUCUCUUUUUGUAAGCGAUCUGCGAAUCAUGUGGCUCACACGUUGGCAAGGGCUCAUGUUGUUCUCUCAGAUCAUAGGAGUAUUUUUUAUGUUGCUCCUAAUUACAUUAUAAGCCAACUGGCUAACGAUUUCAUUAAUUAAUACAAGCUGUCAGUUGAGGAUAAAAAAAAAGUAUAUUCAAGUAUAAAGGAGGCUAGUUAGUCACCGACGGAGACAGAGGCGUACGGGGUCAGGGAGGCCUUAAGCGCCGCAUGAAGAUCGGGGUGGCAGAAAAUUGAGAUUGAAACGGAUGUUCUGGUUAGUUGUGGUUCAAAAUGUUUCAAAUAUGGACAACACGGUUGGAUGUUUCUGGGGCGGCAAGUGCUGCUUCAUUGGUUGAUGAGUUUGGACAAAUGGUUUGGAUGGUGCUGGAGCCACUGAUGCUUUUAAGGUUCAUGAGGUCGAUGGGAUAUUAGCUACUAUACCAGCAGUCAUUGUUUCUUUCUACUCAAUCGAUCCGGUGGAUGGAUAUGAUGGCUAAUUUUAUACUACGUAUAUUAAUUUUCUAAUUAACUAAAGCAUAUGUUAUUCU